CUCCCUUUUUCCCUCCCUCCCUCCACCCACCCACCCAUCCAUCCAUCCAUCCAUCCAUCCGUCCGUCCGCUCACCAACCCACCCACCCCCGCCCGCCCUCCAUGGGCCGGCGCGGCCGGCGCUGAGCGCCGGGAGGCAGCGCCCGGCGGCGCCCGGCUGCCGCGAUGAGCGGCGGGGAGGUGGUGUGCUCGGGCUGGCUCCGAAAGUCGCCGCCGGAGAAGAAGUUACGGAGAUACGCAUGGAAGAAACGCUGGUUCGUCCUGCGCAGCGGUCGGAUGAGUGGCGACCCCGAUGUCCUGGAGUACUACAAAAAUGACCACUCCAAGAAACCUUUGCGUGUCAUCAACCUCAAUUUCUGCGAGCAGGUGGACGCGGGCCUCACCUUCAACAAGAAGGAGCUGCAAGACAGCUACAUCUUCGACAUCAAGACGAGCGACAGGACCUUCUACCUGGUGGCUGAGACCGAGGACGACAUGAACAAAUGGGUCCGCAGCAUCUGCCAGAUCUGUGGCUUCAACCAGUCCGAGGAGAACACAGACACCCUGAGGAGCAUCGCCUCCAUGAACCACGCCCCGCGCUCCUCCCCGGCCGAGCUCAGCAGCGCCAGCCACCACCUGCUGCGAGAGCGCAAGUCCUCAGCGCCGUCCCACUCCAGCCAGCCCACCCUGUUCACCUUCGACUCGCCUGCCAGCCACCUCCAGAGCACCCUGUCUGCCAGUGCCCCCCAGGACUACCUUUUCCUGCACCAGUGUAUGAGCAGAAAGUCAGAAAAUGCAAGGAGCGCCAGCUUCUCCCAAGCCACCAGGUCUGCCUUCUUCAUGCGGAGCGACUCAGCGGUCCAGAAGCUCUCGCAGGGCAACGGGCACUGCAUGAACGGCGUUGGUGGGCAGCUCCAUGGCUUUUACAGCCUGCCAAAACCCAGCCGGCACAACUCGGAGUUCAGGGACAGUGCCUACGACCUCCCGCGCUCCUUUGGCUCCUACACCCACCCCAAGUCAAGCCUCACCAGCUCCGAAACUGAUAAUGAGGAGGUCUACACCUACAAGACUCCCAACAACACCCUAUGCAAGGAGUUUGGGGAGCUCUCCACGGACUCCUAUGACAUCCCUGCCACACCACUCUCCAUCUACCAGAUCCCCAGGACAUUUACACUGGACAAGAACCACAACACUCUGGCUGUGGCCGCCAGCGACUCACCCGCUGCGCCACCCCCACGGCCCCCGAAGCCUGGGCAGACAGAGCCACGCUGGGGCAGUCCACCCCAGCGGCCCCAGCCUGGCGAAAAUUUAGGUCUCACCCCCAUGGCAGCCACCAUUCCCCGGAGAAACACGCUGCCAGCAGUGGAGAACAGCAGACUGCACCGAGGUGAAUUUGGAGCUUCUUCCUGUGAGACGUACGAGUACCCCCAGCACGGGGGCGGCAGCGCUGUGCAGUCAGUGGAGUCCAUGAACGAUGGAUACCACUCCUACCUGCAGGCCAAGGCAGCUGUGGCCCGCUCCCACAGCACCGACUCCGAGGACAACUACGUCCCCAUGAACCCCGGUUCCUCGCCCCUAAUCCACACCGAGAAAGCCAACGACAAUGCCCAAAGUCUCUACAUCCCCAUGAGCCCUGGGCCGCAUCACUUUGACCUGGUGGGCUUGUCCUCGGCCACCCUUCCCGUGCAUAAAGGAGGAGCCGUGGCUCAGUGCCACCGGCGGCUGAGUGAAAUCCAGCCCCCGCCAGUCAACCGCAACCUCAAACCCGACCGGAAAGCAAAGCCAUCACCGCUGGACCUGAGGAACAACACUGUCAUUGAUGAGCUUCCCUUCAAAUCGCCAGUCACAAAAUCCUGGUCCAGGCCAACGCAGACCUUCAACGCCGGCUCUCUGCAGUACUGUCGCCCUGUCUCCUCCCAGAGCAUCACCAGCACUGACUCGGGAGAGAGCGAGGAGAACUACGUGGCCAUGCAAAACCCCAUUUCUGCUUCUCCUGUUCCUAGUGGUACCAACAGCCCAGCGCCUAAAAAGAGUUCGGGGAGUGUGGAUUACCUGGCCCUGGACUUCCAGCCAAGCUCACCAGGGCCACACAGGAAGCCCUCCACCUCGUCAGUCGCCUCAGAUGAGAAGGUUGAUUAUGUGCAAGUGGACAAGGAGAAGACACAGGCGCUGCAGAGCACCAUGCAGGAGUGGACUGAUGUGCGGCAGUCCUCGGAGCCUGCCAAGAGCAUGAAGCAGUAGUGCCCGUGGCAGGCAGCAAAACAGGAAAAUGUCCUGUUGGUUUUCCCCAGCUGCGGCCCCACUGGGCUGCCAGACCCACUUGGGCUGGAUUUCUAAGACUUGUCUGUGGAGGGGAGGGGGGUCAUUGGUUUGGUUUUUUCUCUUAAAACAAAACAAAACUUCUUUUCAGGGGAAGACUUGGCGGAUACUGUUUGCCAGUGAUAAAGACCAACUAUAUUUGGUGGCUAGGUUUGUGCUUUAGCUGCUGGAUGCACUAUCCAGGAACUUUGACUUAGCAAUACCAGGUUUCACCCUACACAUCUUUUCCUUACAGCUAUUAAAGCCACCUUGUAUGUUCUAACACUGCAUCAUCUCUCCCCAUCUUCUUCCAUAUCAUACCCUAAACCAUGCCAUGCAGGUUUGCAGCAUCUCCCAUAGGAUAUCAUUGCCCAGCUCUGAUUUUCCACUCCUUAUGGUCGUCCUCUUCUCUGCCUCCUCCUAGUCCCACAACUGAGCAAGAACCAUUGCUUUUGAAAUCACUUUUAUUGUCCUGCCUCUUGUAAAUAAUAUGUUCAAAACCCCUGAGGGCUGUUCUGCUCUUGGCUGGAUAGCCCCCAAGGUUUUGGUUGGGGUUGUUAACCUUCAGGAGCUUGACACACCAUCCCCACCAUCCCACUGAGCUGACUUAGGAGCCCAGGACUUGCCCCAUCAUACACACACAUACAUGGCAGCACAUGCUGUCAUGAGUUUGUUGGGGUGUCUUCUGUUUGUAUUCUCCAUUAACUCUCAGAGUGAAUGGGCUGGAGAGAUUGGCUUUGGAAGAGGCUGGAGGGAUUGGCUUUGGAAGGUAGAAUUUAAGCACUGGCCCACUGCCUGUCUGAAACCAAUUCCUGUGAAUCUGACCCUAAAAACCACAAUUUGCCUUUUGUGGAACCAAAAGAAGCCCAUAGAGUGUGAGUCCUACAUCGUGGCCAUUGUGAGAAGCCCUGUGGUUGAAUAUGAGGGGGCAGGGAGGCUCUGGAGACCCUGUGUGUGUGUACUGGCAUAAGGAUGAGUGACAAGAAGGGAGUGGGAGGCUGCUGUGAGGACUGGGAGAAGGCGGGUGGUGUACUGCAGAGGUUGGUCCUGGGUGAGGAGGUCUGGUGGAAUGUUUCUUGGAAGAAAGAAUAAGAGUAAUUGAAAUGUUGGUUGAUGGUGAGGUCACAGGCUUGGGAAGAGUUUGGUUGGGAGAGUCAGGGCAGGGCGUUUCAGUAUGAGCUUUAAUGUAGCAUUGUGGUUGGUUUGUGGAGGGUGCAAAAGACUGAACUGUUUUCCCCUCAUCUUCAGCAAUGUUUCUUCAACACAACACUGGGGCUUGCUGACAUUAAUGGCCCUAGGCUCUAAUUAUGGGUGGGAGUCUGCUGUGGUCCCUUGCAGCAUCCUUAACACAUCCAGGCUUUGGGAUCGUUCGCCAGGGAGUUGCUGAGCACAGAGAGAAGGACGGGACAGUUUAAUGCAGAGAUAAUAAUUCAUGAUCUCAUGAAAACAGGAAGAACUAAUGAUUGCCAUGGAGCAGCCUGAUUGCCAGACAGCAAGCGCUGACAUGAAUAAACAGGCUGACCGCAAACCAAGAGCCAAAUGAAGGAGACAUCAGAAAGAUUAGGUAAUAAUAUUUAUUAAAGAGCUGGAGCUAUUCUUUCUGCAAGCUGAACCCCUCCCAGCACCGUGGGCUCUGUGUUCCAUCAACAUCACCAACUUGUAUUGAUUAUUAAUGCUUAAGCAUUAACACAUUUGCUUAAUCUUGGUCUGAGCUUGGAAAGGGCCAGACGUGACCCACAUGGGGAUAGGAUUCCAGUCCCUUAAGGGCUGUGUGCUGGUAAAAUAAGUCUUGAACUUUCAACACCAUUUUGUAUUUUCUUCUCACAUGCCAUGAAAGGGAAGGAUGCUAAUGGAAAAGCUCUGACAACCCUGUUGAGACAUUGAAGUGUUGGACUUUUAUAGAAACAAUGAAGCAAAUGCCCUAAUGUUUAUGCUAAUAAUUAUAAUUACUAGAAGGGAAAAAACCCCAAAGCCCCAAAGGGGAAGAUUUAGCACAGUCAGGUGCUUUCUAAAGGUCAGGGGGGUGUUACAGCCUGCAAGGGCCAUUGCCUCUUGCUGUAGGCUUGCACACUUGCCUGGUGAGUUAACAAAAUGAAGACUAGAAAGCAGUACUUUGUAUUUCUAUUGCCCCUUUCAUCUCUGCAUCUCAGGGGAGACUAAACAUUGGGCCUGAUCCAGAGCCCACUGAAGUGUGUAUUCACUCAUGUGAGAGAGAGCUCCCCAUCCCCACCAAAAAGAAUGUCACUCUCCUGGGAAGCUGAUUUUUUCCUAUUUCUUCUUCAAGGCUGUUAGCUUUAGUGGCUCAAGAGAGAACACAUUGGGUUUGAAUGCAAGUUGCUGAGUGGGUGCCCUGUGCUUCUGCACUGGGACUAGGUGCAUCCAGUGCCCACUCCCAUGUUUAAUCCAAGGAGUUAAUUAGGACUGGAAAAGCCUUUUGUGGUACUGGAGAAACUAGACCUUUUUGUCCAUGUUUCACAAAUGUCUUUGUUCAUGGGGCAACCUCUGGCAUGGGAUAGCUCUUUUCCCAGGCUCAGACCCUGUGUUUUGAUAAUUUGCUCUCAUGAGCAUCCCUCGUAACUGGUUCAUUGCAUUUGGCAGACCAAGGACCAAAAUGGCCCAAAAGCAGCUACUUAACAGCUGCUGGUUACUGACCCCUCUCUGCUUAGCAGUGAAGUCUGUGUUUUCACUGAACCAGAUACAUUCCUCUGCCUUUUCCCCUGCAAAUCACCAAGCAAACAGCACCACCAAACUAAGCAGAGGGCCACAGACUGUGCCAUAUAGACAUGACUGCAUCAACCCCUCCUGAAUGCAUUAAGUAAUCAAUGGCUUCAGUGGAAAUAGUCACCCAUGACAAUUGCCAAGCUGAUUACAGCAGUCCCUGGUGAUUAGUGUUUGUGCAGUAUUUAGUCUUAAACCAUAUUGAAAAGCAGCUGCUUUAAUUACACGGACUGCCAAGAACUUUGUCCUGAAGGCAUUGAGUUUAUCACAUCCACUUUAUACUUGGAUUCUCAAGUAUGACAGGCUCCUUUGUUAGAAAUAGGUAUUUAAGGAAACUGAGAACAUUGCAAAUUAUUCAUUUUAAUUGAAAUUAAACUGGCUUGAGCCUUCACGUCAGAGCCUGCUCUACAGCUCUGUGGUUUGAUUUAGAAAAGGGAUGUGCUUGUAUGUGUGUGUGCUCAUGGAGAAGGGUUGUCUGUGGGACAAGCACCAUGGCCUCAAUAAUUAGUUUUAUGAAGCACUGGGUCCAUGGCUCAAAGCUUUCCCCAAGCUUGAAAAUGACUAAGCAGGUGGUUUUAAAGGCAAAAAUCUCCAAGAGUGUGUACCCCUUGCUGUAAGUAUGCAAAUGCUGCUCAUCAUUCCUCUGUCUGGUGAGAUGUGUGAGCUGCCUUGGAGCAGAUUUGCUGUGAACUGGCAUUUGAGUGCCCAGUGGGAAAUACAUUUCCAGCUCUAAAUAGAUGCCAGGCUUAGGCUUAGUCUCAAGUUGGCGGAAGAGAAUAAUGUGUGAGCACAGAGUGUGCCAGGGCAAAGCUGAGAGUCUGGCAAGUAGGGCCAAAUGCAGAAUCAGAACCAAAAGAGAGGGAAGGCUUGGCUUGUCUGGGAGCUAACUGGGAUGGUUUUGAACUCUGGGCCACCAGCCACUGGCAAGGGUGAGAUAUGAGAAAACUUGAGGUUGGGAUGAGAGAAGGCAGGGGAGUUUGCCAAUAAGGUUUGGGUCUUGGUCCUCACCGUGUGCUCCUUUGGUCUUGGGUCAGAUGUGCAGAGAUUUGUGGGUUGUGGAAUGCUCAGUAGAAGCCAUGCACUGGUGGAACAGGAGCUUCCACCACUCUUGGGCACUUCGCUCUCAAGGGGGUCAUCCUGCCUGACAAUGUGAUGCCUGUGCUCUGGCAUUCAGGAAUGCUUGGCCAUUCACCCAGCUCUGAGCUGGGCAGGAGAAACCCUACAAGAAAUGUGUGGGGACCAGGACAUGCUGGGAGACGCCUUGCUGAGGGGCUCCCAUGAGCUGUUCCUGGGGCAGCAGUGCCAUGGUUUCACAGGGUUGUCCCUUGAGGUGCCAUCUUCAUCCUUGGAGUUUUUCAAGAUCAGUCUAGGUCAACUGCAUAGCUGACCCUGCUUGGAGCAUCUCUUCCAGCCCGAGACCCUAUGCUGCUGGGGUUGAGUGGAGACUCCUCCAUGUGAGAGACGGGUCCCAGGGGGUUGCUUGGAGCCCUGUAACAUCCGAAACAGGUACAGGGCCGCUUCUCUGGCCAUGAAGUCAAGCGGCAACGCACACAGCUCAACCCCUAAGGCCAUAUUCCCCAGUGAGAAGACCUAAUCCACACUGGGCCAUCCCUUGCACCUGGGAAAGGGCUGGCUGGCCCAGAACAAGACAUCCAGAACAUGGACAGGCAGUUCUAGCAACUGAGACAGCUUGAACCUGUAAAUUUGUCAGGCUAGAUCCAGACCUCUCAGCAAACCCAUGCCACCUCCACACCCUGGCAUACCAUGAAGAGUUGGCUUGUUUUGGCUAUCCAAUGCUCAUGGCUCCUUGGGUGGGGAGGGGGGUACAGCCAUGUCCAGGUCUUAUGGAAGUUGUUAAAAUAGUUCUCAGGUGCUGUCUGAACUUUCUGGCUCAGGAGGCAAGUAAAAAAAUGCUUGUCAUGGUUUGACACUGGCACAAUGCCAGUGCCCCCGUGAAAAUAUUCUUUCCCUGGUGUCUGCUGUGAGAUGUGACCAGAAAUAAGCAAAGCAGGCUCCUACUUAAGAAUAGAGGGGGGAAAAAAGUUUAUUAAAUAAACUACGAGUAGAAAAGACACACACACACAGGAAAAAUGAAAACCCUGCAAAAACAUUUCCUCCUCCCCCCACCGAAUUUUCCCAACACAAUACAUCUAUCCACACACAAUCAAACCUUCCCCCAAAUUCCCAGCUCUCAUUCCAUCAAGAGGAGAGGAGUCCUUCUCGUGCCAUAGGCUUCCCCUGGAAACACCGUUGAAACCUCGUGUGUUUCCAUGUCACUCGUGGCACCGCCCGGAGUACAUCUGCCGUCGUGACUUCUUCCUUUUCAUGCCCAGUGCUCUCACCACUGUGCAUGGACCAGAGCUGCUUCUAGAGUUAUCCUUUUUAAGGGUGCUUUGUCCAGUUCCAAAGAGGGCACAGUCUCUCACUUUUCGGGACACCAGUCCCCCCCAAAUUUUCACCCCCUGGGGCCGAGGGGUCUCAACACUGACCUCUCUCGGUUCUGAGCCAUUGCCUCCCCGCUAGAUGCAGUCUCUGUGUCACAGGAAAAACGGUUCGGUCCAUGGCUAUACAAGAAAAAGUCCAGCCAAAGGCCACUCCAUCAUCUCUCCUGCCACCUAAGAUUCUUCUCAAGUUCUCUCACAACCCUGCAUCACAUCAGACUUGUCCAUUUCUUGCUCCAGGAGGAUCAGUAUUUGCAAGGUUCACAUUAUUCAAGCAAAGGGUUAAAAUCUCAAGCUCUGCCUGCCCGGAAUUCCCACCGCUGCCCUGCUGGGCACUUUCUCGUGCACCCCCCCCUUUCUCCUUCUCAGCCGGCCGUGAUAUCCAAUUUCAAGGUGGCACAGGCUGGGGGGGUGGGCGGGAGGGAGGCUGCCCGAUGUCUCUCUGUGCCCCUCUACCCUUCCGUCCUCGGGGGCCUUCAACCCCCUCUCUGUCCAAGGCCCGGCUCACCUCACAGCCGCAUGGCUUUCCCCUCUCCCGCCCCCAGCCUGCAGCUGGGCAGGGGAAGGACUAACCUGUUUCCCCGCUGGAACCCAAAGAGCAAGUUCCCAAGGGAGAGCUCUGCUUUUAACCCCUGUGUUCUCAGAGGCAUAUCCAAUACCCAAGUGGCCAAACCAGAUGCCAAUUUAAAAUCUGAACACCUAAUUGGUGACCACAGCAUAUCCCAGAAAACCUACUUCCUGUAAAACCAUAACAAUGCUUUUCUCAAGUUGUGCUUGCAUUGUGUUGGUGUUUUCCCACCUGGUGAUGUAAAAGUUCCAUUCCAUGUAAAAGCUGACACCCACAGUGUGUGUGCCAUUGGAGGGAUGCUGUCUAGGUGAGAUGGAUGCAGCAGAGCUGUGAUUAUGAAGAAGCCCAAGUUCUACAGGAAAGGGGAAGAGCAAAGCCUAACUCUGGCACCAGCCAGAGAACACACAUGGCUGUCGAAGAGCCAUCAAAAAAAUCAGAGGGACCAGUCCAGCAUCAAAUCACAAGGGUCAAUAAGCCAAUUUAGGGCCUCUGAUGAGUCUGAGUGCCUCUUUUCUCUGCUCAACCUUCCCACAUGUACACAAUGAUUUUGCAGCUGUUAAUAAGGAUCUUGCAGGUCAAGAUGUGCACUUUUUGAUCAUGAUUCCUCCUUCGUCUGGAGCAGUUCAUCCCUCUAUCAGCCUGUCCUUGGUGUCUCAUCAUUGUAGUCACAAUUUUAUCUCCUUGUUCACGACUCCUAGUGUUGUACUGUCGACCAGGUUGCUGAUUUAGUGUCUUCUCUUGAGAAAAGUUGAUAUGUAGCAAGGUAUCAGAAUACAGCUACCCCCUUCCAGCCCACGGCCAGCAGGUCCUGGCCCGUGGUGUUCAAGUUUUAACACCAGCCAGUAAUGUCUGAAACAGAAGCUGGGCCACAUGGCUCCAUCUCUUUAGCUAAAAAAGCUUCUCAACAGGCUUGCUCCCAAUCAGCAGGCUUUUAAUUUGUGAUGCAGCCCAUUGCUAACAUGUAACAGGUUCAUUUGUAGGCCAGUGGGUUGACCAUAUGGGAGAGGUUUGCCCCCAGACCAGGAGAUAAGAAACCAUCAUUUUUAUUGUCAUUCUCUGGGUGACACCACGCUGUAUCUUCAUGUGGGACGAGAGGGUUCACGUGAACUCUGUAUCCUGCUUUUUCUCUGGCUUGUAAAAUGAAGGUUUUUAGUACUUAUUUCCCCACCUCACUGAUGUGUCAUGAGGUGUAAUUAAUUGACAUCUAAUAAUGCAAAGAGCUGUUUCAAGUCUGCAGGCAAUGGCUUGGCAGCAUGAGGUGCUACCCUGUUGUCAUGCCCAGCAUCAUACACGGCACCGACACAUCCCACUCUGCAAAACUCAAUCAAAACCCCUUCAUCCCUAACUACCAAGGUGAAAAAAAACUUGGCAGGAUUUUCUUCUGAGUGAGGGGGGUGGGGGAAAUGUCAUUUGCACAGUUUUCAGUGUUCUGCUGCCACAUCUACCCUGGAAAUACCACGGGUUUUUUGAGAGCAGUAUGGACAUGGUGGUUGAGCCACGCUGCAGAGAGGGGAAGGGAGCAGGACCCUGGGCUCCACGGGGAGCCUGUCAAUGAAUCCCGUAGGGUUAGGACCAAACCUUUAGAGUAGUUAUAUCCCACUCAACCCAGCCCUUGGCAAAGUCAACGUGACUUUGCCAUCAUUGUGUGGGAACAGACUCAGUCAGAUUAGGGUAGUUUUCUCCAUUUGUUUCUUAACCUGCUGCGAGGAGGGGUUGGAGCCCUGGCUGUGAAGCUGUUGCAUCAGCAGCCGAUUCGCAGGGAUGUUUUGUGUGUUUCAAAGCCUAUGACUGUUCUUAAAGAGGAGUAUUUUUAAUUUUUUGAUUUCCAUUUGUAGAAGGAAGGACAAGAGUAAUCUGUGGCAAACUGUACAGUAUGUGUCUUCUUGUGGUGUCACUGUUUGAAUGGUUAUUAAGUUUUCAAAUCACUGUGGACAGCUAAUCACUUAAGUUAUUAAUUUAUUCUUUGAGGGGUUGUUGUUUGGUUGUUUUUUUUUUAAAGUAAUUUGAAACAAUUAUUUAUCCUGUAAAUCGGUCUUGAGUGAAGCCUAGAUAAUACUUUUUUUGCUGUUAAUAAACAUGGUACAUGCCUGACAUGAAGGUGAUCUCAUUUUUAAGUACUGUAUAUGCAACAAAAAAGCA
Molecule: messenger RNA, 10142 nt
Organism: Camarhynchus parvulus
Lineage: Eukaryota; Metazoa; Chordata; Aves; Passeriformes; Thraupidae
Gene: GAB2
Product: GRB2 associated binding protein 2
Exons: 10
Coding region: 165-2219 (684 amino acids)
Source: RefSeq, a predicted model, not a curated record